UUAAUAAGUUCAAAAUGUCUUUUAUUGGAAACUAUUUGGAUUUACUUAACUACAUACUAUCAUUACAUAUCGCCUACAAUCAAAUACGAUCCACAACAUAAUUAGUUAAUGCAAGAACGCAGAUAAAAUGCAUCUCUUUAUUUAUUUACUUUUUAUAUUGUUGACGAAAUUUUCACUUGUUUUAUUGAUUGAAAAUAAACAGACUUGCACGGAUGUAGCAAGAGAUGAUGAAAAUCUUUUGGUAUUAUCAACAUUAGGAGGAAAAUUAAUAGCACUCGAUCCAUUAACUGGUUCUAAAAGAUGGUCUAUAGAUGAUGAACCUGCUCUCAAAGUGCCUCAACCGAAAACAGGACAAUAUGUUGUGUCGCAAUUUUUACCCAAUCCAAAGGACGGGAGUCUUUAUACAUGGCAAGAUGAUAAAGAAGAAUCUUCAGGUGGUUUACUUCACAAGAUGCCUUUUACAAUACCACAACUUGUUGCUAAUGCUCCAUGUCGCUCAAGUGAUGGAAUUUUUUACAGUGGUAAAAAAAGCGAUAGUUGGACUUUGGUUGAUAUAAAAACUGGUGUUAGGAAAAAAGUUAUUGAGUUUGAUGAUUUUCCUAUUUUGCCAUCAAGAUCACAUGUUUUAUUGGGAAGAUCUUAUUAUACGAUUUUAAUGUAUAAUGAUAUGACGAAGGGUGUGUGGAAUGUGACUUAUGUGGAUUAUUCAUCUCAUACUAUGAGCGCAGAAAUGACAAAUGAAUACAAUUUUAUACAUCUGAGCGGAAGUGAAUAUGGCCUCACAGCAACUUUAGACCGAAUUACUGGUUCUUAUCUCUGGGAGUUUGAUACAGGUUCACCAGUUGUUGCAAUUUAUGUUUUGAAUAAAAAUGGAUUAUUAGCUGUUCCUUUUACAACAGUAUCUGAUGAUGCUUUGAGUGAUAUAUUGACUAAUACAAAAUUAGGCGCUGAAGACAAUAUGAAUCUAUUUCCUACACUCUACGUCGGUGAGCAUGUCCAUGGCAUAUAUGCAUUACCAUCAUUGAUACAUAGUGAAACCGCUAUAAUUAAGAAAUAUCCAAAAGCUUUUCUCAUUGAGGGACCUGAUAAUAAAUUUGAGAAUAAUGAAGUUAUGUCUAAAAAUAUCAAACACAUGGGAAGCACAAAUCUAAAAGAUUACAGGAAUUUUAUUUUGCUUGGAUAUUAUUAUCUGCCACAAAAAGAAGUAACAAGUCUAAAAAUUAGUGCUAAUAGAAAAAUCACUGAAAUAAGUAGUACUACACAAAUGAAAAAUGAAAUUACAACAAUAACAUUUUCGCAAGAUAAUAAAAGUCUAAAAAACAGUUUAUAUACUGCUGAUGGAAGUAAUGUAUCUAUUUUAAAUAGCUUUUUCAAAUUCAGCAAUAAUUUGUUAAAUAUUAUGGAGAAUGCAUCUUUUAUAACAUUGUUUAUGAGUUUAAUGAGUAUGAUGCUACCAAUUUCCAUCAUAUAUUAUAAGAGAAAUAAAUUGUUUGUUACAACUUCAAAUGAUGCCCCUGUUGUAAAGUCUGAUGAAAAAAGGUCGGAUAUUCGCAUUGGAAAGAUAUCUUUUGAUCAAAAUCAUCUUCUAGGAAAAGGAUGUGAAGGAACAUUUGUAUUUAAGGGAUCAUUUGAAUCUAGGCCGGUCGCAGUGAAAAGACUUUUACCAGAAUGUUUUUCAAUAGCUGAAAGAGAAGUUAGUCUGUUAAAAGAAUCUGAUAUGCACCCUAAUGUUGUGCGAUAUUUUUGUACUGAGCAAGAUUUGCAAUUCAUGUACAUAGCUCUUGAAUUGUGUUGUGCUACAUUACAAGAUUACGUUGAUAAAUCCUUGAAUUUUAAAUGUAAAACAUCAGAAUUAGAGCUCCUAUUACAAGCAACGAGCGGUUUGGAGCAUUUGCAUUCCUUAAAUAUAGUUCACAGAGACAUAAAACCUCAUAAUGUGUUAUUAUCAUUACCCGAUCAAAAUGGAUUCACGCGAGCUAUGAUAUCAGAUUUUGGACUCUGUAAAAAACUUUUAGUAGGAAAAUUGAGUUUUUCAAAGGCAUCAGGCAUGGCGGGUACUGAAGGAUGGAUUGCACCAGAGAUAAUAAAAGAAGAAAGAUCAACUGCUGCUGUAGAUGUUUUUUCUUUAGGCUGUGUUUUUUAUUAUGUAUUAUCGCAUGGAGCUCAUCCAUUUGGAGGUCCUCUUCAUAGACAAGCAAAUAUUUUAUCUGGGCAUUAUUCAUUGGCCUUGUUGGAAGAUAAGCCCGUUGCGCAAAAUAUAUUAUCUAGUAUGAUAGACAAAACAUGGGAGAAGAGACCACCUAUAUCGGCUGUUAGGUAUCACCCCGUAUUUUGGAAUGAAGCUAAAUCUCUUGCAUUUUUGCAGGAUAUUAGCGACCGUAUUGAAAAUGAAGUAGAAACUGCUUUGCCUGUUAAAAACUUAGAAAUUGAAGCACAUCAAGUCAUCAGAAAUGAUUGGAAAAAGUACUUAGAUACAAGUAUUUCUGAUGAUCUUAGGAAGUAUAGAACCUACUCUGGAAGUAAUGUUAGAGAUUUAUUAAGAGCUAUAAGGAAUAAGAAGCAUCAUUAUCAUCAACUCUCACCUGAUGCAUUGAAAGUUUUGGGUACGAUACCAGUGGAUUUCACUAGAUACUGGCUUGAAAGAUUUCCUCUUUUGUUGAUUCAUGUUUGGGGUUUCACCCAAUGUUUACGAAAUGAACUAAACUUAUCUGAUUAUUACCAUAAAGAAUUUAUUUUUCCUACGUGGAAUAAUGAACGAAAAUGUGAUAUUUGUGCAAAAGAAAGUAAUAAUACUAAGGAACCAAUUAAAAUAGUAUUUCUAACAAAACCUGAAACACAAACAAAUUUGCAAACUGAUAACUUCAAUACAAAUUACAAAAUGGAGAGAGAAAGCAGAUAUAUGAAGCCGAAUAAUAAUAAAUUAAAAAAUAAAUCAGUUCACAAUGGUUCACCAAAAAAAAGAAAAAUGCCAAAUAGGAAUAAAUAUGAAGAUAUGAAUAAAUCCUGUAUUUGGACAUUGCCAAUGGAGACAUCAAAAUAAUUUACUUGAUUUAUUAUGCAAUUAGAUGUAAGGUGUGAUAAUUGAUUUUGUAUCACAAUUUAUCUUAAAUCACUAAUAUUUUAUCUGUGAGGAUAUAGAAGGCAUUACAGUAAGUGAUUUAAUGACAUUAAUUUUUACUAAUUAAAUUUAACGAGUGGUGUUACAUUACUUCACAUUAUUAGGUGUU
Ctenocephalides felis (cat flea) is the source of this 3227-nucleotide messenger RNA. Its product is annotated as serine/threonine-protein kinase/endoribonuclease IRE2-like. NCBI's taxonomy places the organism in Eukaryota, Metazoa, Arthropoda, Insecta, Siphonaptera, Pulicidae. Bases 128 to 3040 code for a protein of 970 amino acids. Gene Ontology annotation, cellular component: IRE1-TRAF2-ASK1 complex. The transcript has 13 exons. Gene Ontology annotation, biological process: mRNA processing; protein phosphorylation; IRE1-mediated unfolded protein response. Gene Ontology annotation, molecular function: ATP binding; protein serine/threonine kinase activity; RNA endonuclease activity. The record is from RefSeq and is a predicted model, not a curated record.